CUCGCGCCCCGUGGUGUCGCCCUACUAGCUCAUCGAUAACUCGACGCUCGGCCUUAUCGACCUGUUCCGGCUCCACUAGCCGUCCUGGGCCGCGGCGGAGCGCAGAGCCGCCUGAAAGAUGCUCUGAUCUCUGGCCUCUGCGGGUCAGACCUACUGCCCUGUGUCGAUCCGAGUCCUUUCGGCAGCCACACCAUGAAUACGUCUCCAGGCACAGUGGGCAGUGACCCUGUCAUCUUGGCCACUGCAGGCUAUGACCACACGGUGCGGUUCUGGCAGGCCCACAGCGGGAUCUGUACGCGAACUGUGCAACACCAGGACUCGCAGGUGAACGCGCUGGAGAUCACACCUGACCGCACCAUGAUUGCAGCUGCAGGUUACCAGCACAUUCGCAUGUAUGACCUCAACUCCAAUAACCCCAACCCCAUCAUCAGCUACGACGGGGUCAACAAGAACAUUGCGUCGGUGGGCUUCCAUGAGGACGGCCGCUGGAUGUACACAGGCGGGGAGGACUGCACCGCCCGGAUCUGGGACCUCAGGUCCCGGAACCUGCAGUGUCAGCGAAUCUUCCAGGUGAACGCGCCCAUUAACUGUGUGUGCCUGCACCCCAACCAGGCAGAGCUCAUUGUGGGUGACCAGAGCGGUGCCAUCCACAUCUGGGACUUGAAAACCGACCACAACGAGCAGCUGAUCCCGGAGCCGGAGGUCUCCAUCACAUCCGCCCACAUCGACCCCGACGCCAGCUACAUGGCUGCUGUCAAUAGCACUGGGAACUGCUAUGUCUGGAACCUGACUGGAGGCAUUGGCGAUGAGGUGACACAGCUCAUCCCCAAGACUAAGAUCCCGGCGCACACCCGCUAUGCCCUGCAGUGCCGCUUCAGCCCCGAUUCCACGCUCCUCGCCACCUGCUCGGCUGACCAGACGUGCAAGAUCUGGAGGACGUCCAACUUCUCCCUGAUGACCGAGCUGAGCAUCAAGAGCAGCAACCCCGGAGAGUCGUCCCGGGGCUGGAUGUGGGGCUGUGCCUUCUCGGGGGACUCGCAGUACAUCGUCACCGCUUCCUCUGACAACCUGGCCCGGCUCUGGUGCGUGGAGACAGGCGAGAUCAAGAGAGAGUACGGCGGCCACCAGAAAGCCGUCGUGUGCUUGGCCUUCAAUGACAGCGUGCUGGGCUAGCUUUGUCCCUGGGCACUGCAGGCAGCCGUCCAGGUGGCACCAGCCAGGUGUGUCUGUCCAGCUGCUCAGGUCAGAGUGACACCCAUGGGCUGGCCACUUCAUUGGAGGCUCGCCAGACUGGACUGAGCAACCCUGGCUCCCCAGCUAGGCCGGUCCACUCUGGGACUUUCUCAGCCCUGGCUGCUUAUGUGGACGCAGCAGGGCUCUUUCCUUCAGAAACUCUGGACCCACAGGGCCUAGAGCCGCCGAGGGAAUCCGAGGCUGGUGCUCACCCCCAGCCGGGGCCUCCCUCGGCCCCUCCCUGGCCCUGUUUUGCGUCCCCAAGGCCACAGAGAACACUGUCACGGCCAGGUGGAGUGGUUUAUUAUCCCCGCCCGCCCUCCGUGGACUGGUGACAGGGUCGGCCAGGUGGCUGGCCUGUGUGGCCAGGCUGGGGCUCAGUCUGGGAGGUAAUAAAAGCAGACCGACACACA
This is a messenger RNA of Cervus elaphus (red deer), 1646 nucleotides long. It is a transcript of the gene MLST8, whose product is annotated as MTOR associated protein, LST8 homolog. The record is from RefSeq and is a predicted model, not a curated record. Gene Ontology annotation, molecular function: protein binding. Lineage: Eukaryota; Metazoa; Chordata; Mammalia; Artiodactyla; Cervidae. Gene Ontology annotation, cellular component: TORC1 complex; TORC2 complex. Gene Ontology annotation, biological process: regulation of actin cytoskeleton organization; TOR signaling. The transcript has 9 exons. Bases 193 to 1173 code for a protein of 326 amino acids.